Trichophyton benhamiae CBS 112371 is the source of this 2688-nucleotide messenger RNA. RefSeq lists its product as uncharacterized. Bases 1 to 2688 code for a protein of 895 amino acids. The record is from RefSeq and is a predicted model, not a curated record. The transcript is spliced from 4 exons. Lineage: Eukaryota; Fungi; Ascomycota; Eurotiomycetes; Onygenales; Arthrodermataceae.
AUGAAGAUUUUCUUCUUUCUUUGGCUGUUUAGCCUUCUCCUACCGGCAACUCAAGCAGAGAACCCCAAUUCAAACCAUCAAUCUGAUGCCCAGACUAUAGCAGCCUUCGCCGAGAAAGGCUGGUGUUUUAACUAUGGCGGUUUCUGGCAAUCUGAAAAUACGUUGGCCCCCUGCAGGAAGUACUGUGAAACUCAUCAGUCUGGGCCAUUAAAUGAUAUUUCGUGUCUUUCUUUUGGUGUUUCCUUUCAACAAAUGAAGGAAAUGGGCCUCUCUUAUAUAGACGAUAGCGGUCAUGAAUUCGUGACUGGAGAAUGCAGAUGUGAUCUUGACGGACUUGGAAAAGUCAUCAUAGAUACCCUUGUGUCCGGGCUUUCGCGCCUAGAUGAUAUUCUAUGCGGCGUCCUCGUGACUACUUUCGAGACCAUCCUGGACGCUGGGCUUGUGGCUCUGCCAGUCGGUCAAAUCAAGAGACUCGAGACCUUCAUCAGAGCUGCCAAAACCGUGGCUGAGAACGGACUAGAUGCAGGUGUAUUUUUUGGCAGUUGGGCCAACCCCAUUUGCGGCAAGGGCUGGGAUAAACCCUCAGAAGACCAUGUCUUCGCUGAAUUGGCUCAAGCGCCACAUGAAUAUGGAAGCAGUUUGGGAUGCAAGAGAAUGGAAGGUUGCCCCGAAUCUCAUAACCAACGCAGAGGGUUAGAUAAGGAUGUGCGUGGAUUAUUUGGUAAAGGCGGAGGACGGAAGGGCGGCGGAAAGUCUGGUUCAGGGAAACCAGGUGAUAAAAAUGGCUCUAAUCCCAAGAACGAGUCUAAACCGGCCGACAAGCCCACUGACAAGCCUAAAUCGGAUGAUAAGCCGAAAUCAACUACCAAAGAGGAACCAAAAUCUACUACGAAGGACAAGCCGACCACCACAGAGGAAAAACCGAAAGAGACAACCACCAAUAAACCGAAUUCUACCACCAGGGAUAAGCCAACUACGAAAACCAACGAUGCACCAACGACAACAUCGAGACCUAAGUCUGCAACCUCGACCCACAGCAAGCCAACGUCUGAUAGCGAGACACACCCUAUUUCACCUACUACGAGCCACUCUAGGUCAACAUCUAAAGAUGGUAACGCCGGGACAUCAUCCACAAUAAAGCCUGGACCAACCACUACAGAUCGCCCUGGUGUUUCUUCUACGAGCUCCCACAAAUCUAGCUCGACCAAGCAUAGUAGCACCCAGGUAUCAUCAACUACAACUCAGGGGCGGCCAACCACUUCUCCAAUCUGUAAGCCUGGAAAAGGAGUUGGUGGGUGCUCAGCAUGUUCCAAUGUACAAGCAUGGCCGCCAGGAUAUUUCAAAGACGAGGAUAGAGGUGAAGAAGAUGAUGAAGAAGUUUCACACCUUGCAAUCAGAGGAACCGGUUUCUUUGGGUGGGAAUCUCAUUCAUUGGAGAGAAGGGCAAAGAAGUCUACAACUUCGACAAGCACUCCAAGCUCAACGAGCGGAAGUCUAACUGCAACUAGCAGUACCUCAACACAAACAAGCAUACCCCCUCCUCCGGUUUUUAAACCGAGCAAAAAUGGAAAAAAGGUGCAGUUCUGUGACUUGGUUACCAACACGGCACCUUAUCCUGGUCCUGCUAAACUAAUAGGGAACAAGAAUGUUGGGACGAAUGUUAUUUUUGCCCUGAAAAACCCAAAAGAGUGUGGGGAUUUUGAAAUCCGAAGACGUCUGAACUCACUCUAUAAGACCGAUUAUAAAAUGUUAAAUUCCCCAAAGCACGACCCCAAUUAUGGGCUUGCAACCGAACAUGUCUUGGAAACUCAGCUUAUUAGCCUCUUCUCUGAGGAAAUAUCUAAACAAGCAGGGAAGAGAUUUAUUGACCCUUCUGACAAAUCAGGUAGCAAAAUGGUGGACUUUUGCACGUACAUGACAGCUUACUGGGCCGACAGCAACAAGAACUUCCUCCCAGAGAUUGGGGGAGUUUCUAAACUUGGUGUACAAUGGAUUGCAGAUCAAUUCCCUAUCACCAAAAGCUGGGUGGAUGAAUUCUUUUUACUUCCUGGUGCACCAAAUGGGAUCAAAGGAAGAGCAUGGGGUAACGAUAAAAUUUUUGUCGAUGACAUGAAGAACUCAGUCAACAACAGAGAUUUUCUCACAAAGAAUAUGCUUCAAGAAUCAGAAUUAGUCAAGGCUAUUAUCAGAUUCAAAGAUGUCAUGUUCGCUUAUAAGUAUAUGGCUAUGAAGGAUGUCGGAACCGUGUUCAAUAAACAAGUACAACGGAUUUCGAAUAUUCUCACGGAACUUGACGAAGCAACCGCAAACAUUAAAUUUGAAAAGAAAUCCACAACAGUUUUCCACGAUUACGUGCCUCAGGGCCUUGGAAAGCAAUGGGACAAAUGGAUAAAAGAGCGCACUGAAGCUACCAUCAAAAAGACUGAGAUGUUUUUUGAUGACCAGUAUGGCCAUUAUACCAAAGCUCGUGCUGAAUUGGAAAAGGAGCUUAAGGCAGCAAUCAAGUCUGCAGAGGACGAGGAGAAAAAGAACAAGAGCAAGAAAUUGAAUGCUCAGCAGCUAAAGGACGCCGAUGCAAAGAAAAAAGAGCAUGAGGCACGAAAAGAAAGAUACGAAACUGUUAUUAAGUACCUUCAAAACCUGGAGAAGUCAUACACAAGUAUGAAGAAGUGGAAGAACCCACUGUAG